Gongylonema pulchrum is the source of this 411-nucleotide messenger RNA. The record is from the annotation of a GenBank genome assembly. Lineage: Eukaryota; Metazoa; Nematoda; Chromadorea; Rhabditida; Gongylonematidae.
AUGGGUUUUGAUGCAAAGAUUGAAUCAGACGAGCACAGACAGUUUCGUCGACUGGCCAUUGUUGCAGUGGCAUUAUCCAUGUUUGCAAUUUGCAUGGCUGUCGUAACGGUACCUUUGCUUUACAGCUAUGCUCAUCGUUUACAUACAAAAGUUAUCGAUGAAACCGAUUUUUGCAAGAUGAGUUCCCGGGAUAUGUGGCAUGAGAUGUUUGCACUUCAAAACCGUCUGGAAGCUAGGCGACGCGAGAAACGUGGUUGGCUAUUUGGGCAGUGGCGAGAUGAUGGUGUUGGUGAUGCUGGUGGCAGUGGUGCUUAUAGUGCGCCAGCACCGAUGGUAUUUGUUUUAUUAUUCCAAAGGAUGCUAGCUAGCAAUUUUUUUCAGCCUCAGAAUAGUCUGCUACUUGUGCGAUGA